UUUAAAGUUUUAUAUAUACUUAUAAUGACUUGAAAAAACUUUUUGUCAUUAAAUAUUUUUUAAAGUCAUUAUAUGUUUUAAAAUUAAAAGCUGCUAAAUAGAAAGUUCUAUCUGGUAUAUUUUAGUUUAUAAUGGAAGUGUUAGAUAAAAGUAAUGUUCAUUCCAUCGUUAGAUGUGUUUUUAUUCAUCAAGAAAAAGAGUUUGCUGAGCCAGCUGCUGAAUUGGUAGCAUUACAAUGGAAUCACAGCAAAUCGGAAAAAAAUCGAAAUCUUGAAAAGAUGUUAAAUGAAUCAAAUGAUCGAUUACCUUGUCAUCUUGUUUUAACUUUUAAGGACUCUAAUAAAUCAGUUGUUGCCCAUGUGAAAAUAGUUAGAGCAAGUGGAAGAGGUGACGGACAGUGUGCAAUAUUUUAUUCUCUUGUGGUAGCACCAAACAUGAGAGGAUUGGGACUUGGUAGAAUUUUAACAGAGUAUGCAGAACAUUAUGUUCGCUCUUUAAAUAUUGCAUAUGUAUAUGUAUCAACUCCUGAUAUGGCAUUGUUUUAUGAGCAUAUUGGUUACAAGCGUUGUGACCCAAUAUCCUCAAUGAAAAGUAGUUCAAAGCAACUUAGUGCAUCACAAGUUUCUUCUCUUGAAGAAUUGUUUGCAAAACGUGCCAACAUAACAGUCUCAAAUGAACUAAAUAUUUGGCUUCGGAAACGAUUAAUAGAUGAAUAUGAUAUAAGUGAAAGUUUCAGUUAUAGUGAAUUAUCUAAAAUCAUAAAAGAAGCAUUGCUUGAAAAAAGUAAUGCUGAAGAUUUUAUUUGUUUUUUUAUUGAAACAAAAUGGCAACAGCAAAUUGGACCAUCUUGUGGAAUUUCGGCUAUAACUAUGUUAAAUACAAUUAGUCACAUAAAGCGUAGCAAUUUUUUAGACAGUUCACUUUUAUGUGGUUGUGCUUGUAUUUUAAAUGAAUUAAAUACAGAACCAAAAUCUUGUCUUGAAUGGGCAUUAAAGUCAGGUAUCAGCAAUGAUGGAGAGAUAUUUUGUGCAUACAAUUUGGUUUAUUUAGCUGAAAAGUGUUUUCAAAUUCCAUUAGUAGUUAGUAAUAUUACUGAGACGACAAAACAUGACAUAUUACAUAAUAUUUUGCGUGGAAACCCUGUUAUUAUUACUUAUGAUCGUAGUUUAUCUAACCAUGUUCCAGGGUUUUAUCAAGGACUGCAUGCUCAUUGGACUCUUGUUGUAGGUUUUGUGGUACCAAAAGACUCAUUAAAGGAUUUCUAUAAAAAUCCAGUUCAUGUUGAAAUGAUUAAUGAGCAUCAUUUUAUUAGUUUAUUUAAAUUUUCUUUAGAUUUUUUGAUGACUGAUACUAAACAAUGUUUUCAAAUUUUUGAUUCUAACUCUUUGUGGGUAGUUUGUGUCCAUGGCAUGUCCUCUCAUCCAUUUGUGUGUUUGUUGGAUACACUUCUUGAUUCCAACAGACAACUAACUAUGUGCAAUUCACCUUUUUUUUUAAGUCAUUCUAACCUAAUCCAUUUAAGAAACAAAAUAGUUUAUACUAAUAAUUAGUGCUUUGAGUUCUUAUUUAAUUUACCAGCUGCCACCACAUUAACUACUUGUUAAUGUAAGGCAGCAGGUAAAGGAGGAGGAUGGCGAUAUUUAACUAUUUUUAGAAAAUAUUGAAGUAGAUAAAAUAUAUGCAAAAUUUAAGAUGAAGAAAAAUUUCAAGAAUCUUUUGAAUUCUACCAAUUCUUGAGGAAACAUUUGAAAUAUUAUGGACCCUACAAAAAAAUUAAAAUAAAAAAAUUUAAAAGUUAAUCUGGACUUAUAAAAUGCGAAAAUUUUAUGCUGCAAUCUGACAAGUAAAAAGUAUUUAAAUAAUGCAUAAAUAAAUUAUACUAAUUUAAAAA
Molecule: messenger RNA, 1891 nt
Organism: Hydra vulgaris (swiftwater hydra)
Lineage: Eukaryota; Metazoa; Cnidaria; Hydrozoa; Anthoathecata; Hydridae
Biological process (GO): protein acetylation
Cellular component (GO): cytoplasm
Molecular function (GO): acetyl-CoA binding; N-acetyltransferase activity
Source: RefSeq, a predicted model, not a curated record